UCUGUACUUCUAUUUGUCUUCGAUAAAGUCCUUGGCGGGUCGGCGUUGGAUCGAGUGCUCGAUAUUCUUGCUUGGUUGCUUGUUCAAAGCAGCAUGGCAGAAAACAGCGAAAUCCACGAACCUUUUUCUAAAAUUGCCAGACUCUCCGAAGAGGCACCUCUCAGCCUCACCUUCCUCAAGGUAAAGAAGCUUUCUUCCAAUGCCAUAUUGCCUUUCAGAUGUUCUUCUCUUUCUGCUGGAUAUGAUCUCUCCAGUGCUGCAGAGGUCAAAGUUCCGGCUAGAGGGAAAGCUCUUAUUCCUACCGAUCUCAGCAUUGCUAUACCAGAAAAUACUUAUGCACGAAUCGCUCCAAGAUCAGGACUGGCAUGGAAGCAUUCGAUUGAUGUGGGCGCAGGUGUUAUAGAUGCUGAUUACAGGGGGCCUGUUGGUGUUAUACUGUUCAACCAUUCAGAUUUGGAUUUUGUCGUAAAGCCUGGCGAUCGUAUUGCUCAGCUGAUUAUUCAGAAAAUUAUAACUCCAGAUGUUGUUGAGACUGAAGAUCUCGAUUCUACUAUUCGUGGAGCUGGCGGAUUUGGAUCAACUGGGGUGUGAGUGAAUGGGAAGUUAGCUAAAAUUACAUUUUUGAUCUUUAAUUUGUGGAAGGUAGCUACUGAAGCUUGUAUUAUCAUCUAAAUACAUGUAUUUAUAUUUCCACCACCAAAUUCUCUUGCAAAACAUAUUAAAUUUCAUUAUCAAUGACUUUGUGUUACAAACAAAUGCACACAUUUAAAUACAUGU
This is a messenger RNA of Phalaenopsis equestris, 777 nucleotides long. RefSeq names its product deoxyuridine 5'-triphosphate nucleotidohydrolase. NCBI's taxonomy places the organism in Eukaryota, Viridiplantae, Streptophyta, Magnoliopsida, Asparagales, Orchidaceae. The transcript has 4 exons. Gene Ontology annotation, molecular function: magnesium ion binding; dUTP diphosphatase activity. Gene Ontology annotation, biological process: dUTP catabolic process; dUMP biosynthetic process. The annotation marks the transcript as partial. The record is from RefSeq and is a predicted model, not a curated record.